UUUUGUUUAUUGUACUAGUUGUUGCCGACCAACUAGGAUGAUUUACGACGUGAAUUCGCCGCUAUUCCGAUCGUUCCUCAGCCAGAAGGGAGGCGCAUCUGACAAGAGGAAAACAGAAGAGCAGAAGUCCAAGGAAAAGAGGCCAAAAGCAAGUGAAAACAAGCCUGUAAUGAAUGAAUGAUGUAAACUUAUUUUAGAAUAUAUGGAAUGUUGUUAAGCAACUCGAUGUUGAAUUUGUACUGCAUUUGACAUUUAAAUAGAUAUUUGAUCCUUUACUUCUAUUGGUUUUAAUUUCCGAUCCAAGCUUUUCAUUUUGGGA
Messenger RNA from Solanum tuberosum (potato), 319 nucleotides. Its product is annotated as wound-induced basic protein-like. Lineage: Eukaryota; Viridiplantae; Streptophyta; Magnoliopsida; Solanales; Solanaceae. The transcript is spliced from 2 exons. Bases 38 to 181 code for a protein of 47 amino acids. The record is from RefSeq and is a predicted model, not a curated record.